Pocillopora verrucosa is the source of this 1212-nucleotide messenger RNA. RefSeq lists its product as uncharacterized. Lineage: Eukaryota; Metazoa; Cnidaria; Anthozoa; Scleractinia; Pocilloporidae. The record is from RefSeq and is a predicted model, not a curated record.
UGAACUUUGCAAUAAUAACAUGAGCAAACACUUUUUGACUACAAAUCUUUGCUUUUUUACGUUUAACCUCAAAUGGUUCUAAAAAUGUACAAAGGGAUUUUCGCUCUGGUAUCACUGGCGUGCAUCUUGCUCGCAGAUCUGCCAAAAUCCGCUGGUGAUAAUCACGUCAUCGUGAGUAAAUGCAGUGAAGAUAUGAAAAUGGAAAAAGACAUGAUGUGCGCGCACACGUUUCUCAGGGAAAUGAAAAAUGGCACCGCAAACUGCAGUCAUGAAUUAAUGAAUUUCAUGGGCUGCAUUAGGAACUUUACACUCGACCAGUGCUAUGGUGAUUACCUGAAAACUCAUCACAGCAUGAUGGAACCAAUGAGACGAAUGGCCGACAUGAAAGCCAGAAUUCACAAUUUUGGCCGCUUGAUGUGUGGUAUGGACGGAAAUGGUUAUAAUGUCACAGGGCUACCUAAGAACAUUACUGACCUGCUGAAAUGCAAGAAAGAGUUUUACGACAAUGGAAAAGGCUGUGCUAAACCGUUCCACGACAAAUUCAAGGCCAAGGCUAAACCAGAGGACUUGUGCAAAUAUUUCAUGAAGGCAAAGGAGUGUCAGGUAGAUUUAAUGAAGAAGUACUGCGCACCGAGCAAGCCCCAAAAGCCUGAUCCCUUUAAUCCAUUCUGUCCCGGUGAAAAAGAUCCGUCCUCUCAUGCAGGAGCAGGAAAACUAAACACGGGUGUGGCCCUCGUAUUUGUGGGCCUUGCUCUUCAUUUUUUGUCGUAAGCCUCUGACUGCGGAUGCACAUGAGUUUUCCAGUUUACACUAUGACACUGUUAGUAGAAUCAUAGCAGACAGCUUGAACAAAAGAAUUUUGCGAAAUCUUUAUUUCAUGUAGAUGUCGAAUGCAUCCGUCCUCACGAAGCUCAAAAUUUUGAAUCAGCAAUUGGAAGAUUUUCCCAGAUGUUAUGCCAAUGACAAAUGUUAGUUUUCAAAGUUAUCAUAUCCAUUUUAUUGUUAUCAUUUAUUAGCCUGCCGUGCUUGGAAAUUCCUUUGCCUGUUUGCUAGCACUGGAAAUGUAUACGUACAAUAAAGCACUUUGAACACAAAUAAUAUGGCGUGUUUGAUUAGUGUUGCAGACAGUAGCCAGCCAUCCGACAGGCCACGGGGUGUGUAAACUUAUUAAGCUCCAUUAUGUUGCAAAGAGAACUCUAUUGUCGGUUUAAG